Molecule: messenger RNA, 3408 nt
Organism: Suncus etruscus (white-toothed pygmy shrew)
Lineage: Eukaryota; Metazoa; Chordata; Mammalia; Eulipotyphla; Soricidae
Gene: LSM14A
Product: LSM14A mRNA processing body assembly factor
Exons: 11
Coding region: 53-1543 (496 amino acids)
Biological process (GO): cytoplasmic stress granule assembly; P-body assembly
Cellular component (GO): P-body
Molecular function (GO): mRNA binding
Source: RefSeq, a predicted model, not a curated record
UCCGUAUCUGCGAGCGGCCCGGAGCGGCGGCGGCGGCGGUGGCGGCGGCGCCAUGAGCGGGGGCACCCCUUACAUCGGCAGCAAGAUCAGCCUCAUCUCCAAGGCGGAGAUCCGCUACGAGGGCAUCCUCUACACCAUCGACACCGAGAACUCCACAGUCGCCCUCGCCAAAGUUCGAUCAUUUGGUACAGAAGACAGACCAACAGAUCGCCCAAUACCACCUAGAGAUGAAGUCUUUGAAUACAUUAUAUUCCGUGGAAGUGAUAUUAAAGACCUCACUGUUUGUGAGCCACCAAAACCACAAUGUUCUUUGCCUCAGGACCCAGCUAUCGUUCAGUCUUCACUAGGCUCAUCUACUUCUUCAUUCCAGUCAGUGGGAUCCUACGGACCUUUUGGCAGGAUGCCAACAUACAGUCAGUUUAGUCCCAGUUCAUUAGUUGGGCAGCAGUUUGGUGCUGUUGGUGUUGCAGGAAGUUCCUUGACAUCCUUUGGGACAGACACAUCAAACAGCGGUGCUCUAUCCCAGAGUAGUGCAGUUGGUUCUGCGUUCACACAGGACACAAGAUCCAUAAAAACACAGUUAUCUCAAGGUCGUUCAAGCCCUCAGUUAGAUCCUUUGAGAAAAAGCCCAACCAUGGAACAAGCAGUACAGACCGCCUCGGCCCACUUACCUGCUCCAGCACCUGUUGGGAGAAGGAGCCCUGUAUCAACCAGGCCUUUACCAUCUACCAGCCAAAAAGCAAUAGAGAACCAAGAGCACAGGCGAGCUGAAGUACACAAAGUUUCAAGACCAGAAAGUGAGCAACUCAGAAGUGAUAAUAAGAGACAAAUAGGGGCCACACCUGGUGGUACACUGGGACCACCAGGUUUAAGACCAGGGAAAGGGCGGCCUACAAUGAUGGAAGUUGAACUUAGGACCUCUCUCAGGACAGCACCAGGUGCACCUUCAGCUCCAAGGAGAGGGCGUGGGGCUCAUCGAGGAGGCAGGGGAAGGUUUGGUAUUCGACGAGAUGGUCCAAUGAAAUUUGAGAAAGACUUUGACUUUGAAAGUGCUAAUGCACAGUUUAACAAGGAAGAAAUCGACAGAGAGUUUCAUAAUAAACUGAAAUUGAAAGAAGAUAAACUUGAGAAACAAGAGAAGCCUGUAAAUGGUGAAGAUAAAGGAGAUUCAGGAGUUGAUACCCAAAAUAGUGAAGGCAAUGCUGACGAAGAAGAUCCACUUGGACCCAAUUGCUAUUACGACAAAACUAAAUCCUUCUUCGAUAAUAUUUCUUGUGAUGAUAACAGAGAAAGAAGACCAACCUGGGCUGAAGAAAGAAGAUUGAAUGCUGAAACAUUCGGAAUCCCGCUUCGUCCAAACCGUGGCCGAGGGGGUUACAGAGGCAGAGGAGGUCUUGGCUUCCGUGGCGGUCGAGGACGUGGCAGCGGCAGAGGUGGUACUUUCACCACCCCUCGGGGAUUUCGUGGGGGAUUCAGAGGAGGUCGUGGUGGCAGGGAGUUUGCGGAUUUUGAAUAUAGGAAAGACAACAAAGUUGCUGCGUAGUCUACAAACAAGUCUUUGAAAAUAGGUGAAUAGCUCUUCAUGGUCCUAAGAAUUGGUUUCAGUCUUUGUGAAGAACGAAGAAGUGAAUUGAAGAAGUGAAUCGCUGUAUAUUUGUCACCAGCACUGGGUUUUUUUUGUUUGUUAUUUCUCUGCUUAAUUUCAAAGAUAUGAUGCAGUUACUUUUAGGGGCAGGGCGGGGGGGGGGGGAGCUCAUCUUUUAAAAAAAAAUGAGCAUUAAAUAUAUUUGGAAUAGCAGAAGGUUAAGUAAUUUCUUAUGUAUAGUUAACUAAAGCAGUACUUCAGUGGGACUUAUAAGUAUUUUUUCAUUACUGAAAGGAUUUUUCUUAUUACUGAGUCGUAUUUGGCAAUUACUGCAAGUUGCCUGCAGCUAGGGCCGUGAGACUGUGUUUUGAGCCCCAGAAGCGUCGUGUGUAUCUGUGUGUGGGUGUGUGCGGGUGACUGUCUUUCUUUUUGGAAAUCUUGUAAUAUCCCUUUUGAGGUAGCUUAUUUCGUCACUUAAUUAGGGUGCUGGAUGGUAGAGAAUUUUGUCAGUCCGCUAUGUACACAACAGUAAAUACUGUUUCUUAGGCAAAGGUAACUUUUUUAUAUAGUUGUAAAAUUCCAUUAUAUUCCAUUGCCAAAGAAACAUUAAGAACUUUGUAUAGCUGUAUAAAAAGCAACUAAUUUUUUAAAGAAUAAACAUUUUAAAGUCAGCAAACAUACUGUGUCCUUGCAGAAAUUGAUGACUGAGGAGCAGAGAUAUGGGUGGGUCUUUUUUUAUUUUUCCUUUUCAGAGUUUUCCAGGCUUAAGAUUUUUAUUUUAUUUCAUUUUUAAUGUUUGGAGCAUAAAUGUAAAUUUGUUACCUUCUUCCAUUAUAAAAAGGAUAUAAAUUAUUCAAGCUUAUUGUAAGAAGCUUAUUUUGUAUUUGUCCAAAUAGUAAAUACUUUCAGUAUAUGAAUGUAAAUAAUCACAGAUUAAAAUGUACUUAGCUGUAUUUUCAAAUAAGGAACUUCCCUCUUUUUUUUUAAGACAUUGAAACUACGCUUCAGUUAACUUAUUACUCUCUUACAUGCCUGGAAAUUUUUUUUGUGACACCUGGCUCAUUCCAUUAUAUUUCUAGAGGCUUCAGAAUCUUAGUGAAUAUUUUGACUACCUUCAAUAUAUCAGAACACUAGUCCUCGUGCCUGUGACCCACUGAUAACUUAGUGUCGACUUCAUUGCUGAUUCUAAAUUACUAGCAAAUGUUUUUGAUAUUUUCAACUAGAGUGAACAAAAUCUGGCCACUUUUGUGUUUUAUGAAGGCCAUGGAAUAAAGGGAUCCAAAGAUUUAAAUACUUUAUUCUAUUUUGGUUUUGUUAACUUUCUCAAUAAAGUAGUAGUCAUAAAUAUGUGGAAAGCUGCACUGUAGGACAAUUGGAAUAUUUAAAGAUGAUUGAUAUUUUUAAUUUUAAUUUUAUAUCUUUUGUAUAGCUUUACAAGGAACUGUUUUGUAAUUCGGUUUCAUUAUUAAGGUCCAGUAUUUGGCAGCCAUAGUUUCGAUAAUAUUGUUUAAUACUGUUUGCUUGCAUGUUAACAACAAAACCUUUCGGAGGACCCCCCAAAUCAUGAUACUGAACACAUUUUUGAGGCAUUCUGAACAGCAGAGUAAGUGCCAUGGUGAAUACUGGGAUGUCUCGGGCCUAUUUCAAGAAGAAAAACUGUAAAUACCAAUUCCACCUGCCCUAAAAGUAUGAAUUCAUGCAUUUUCCCCAGCCUUCUGGGUCUCUGACUACAGCAUAUGGUGCCCCAAUAACUGGCAGCAUGGCACACCUGCAGUGCACCUUACAAUAUUAAAUCAAAAUUUUUAUUCUGGGGCUGGAGAGAU